Molecule: messenger RNA, 2115 nt
Organism: Brachypodium distachyon (stiff brome)
Lineage: Eukaryota; Viridiplantae; Streptophyta; Magnoliopsida; Poales; Poaceae
Product: calcium-dependent protein kinase 2
Exons: 6
Coding region: 100-1644 (514 amino acids)
Biological process (GO): protein autophosphorylation; peptidyl-serine phosphorylation; intracellular signal transduction
Cellular component (GO): cytoplasm; nucleus
Molecular function (GO): calcium ion binding; calcium-dependent protein serine/threonine kinase activity; ATP binding
Source: RefSeq, a predicted model, not a curated record
UCCAGCCCCUAAGGCUCCGCAUCCCCCCAACAAAGCUGACCCCCCCGGCGCCGCGCCCGCGCGCUCCCUUGCGUUGCGUGCCGACCAGCCGGGUUCGCCAUGGGCAACUGCUGCCCGGGCUCAGGGGAUGCGGAGCCCGCCCCCUCCGCCUCCGCCGACCCUUCCUCCACCCGCCGCUCCGGCGCCUCCCCUACCUCGGCGCCGGCCCAGAACAAGCCCCCCGCCCCAAUCGGCCCCGUCCUGGGCCGGCCCAUGGAGGACGUCCGCAGCAUCUACACCGUCGGCAAGGAGCUCGGGCGCGGCCAGUUCGGCGUCACCUCCCUGUGCACCCACAAGGCCACGGGCCAGAAGUUCGCGUGCAAGACCAUCGCCAAGCGGAAGCUGUCCACCAAGGAGGACGUGGAGGACGUCCGCCGGGAGGUGCAGAUCAUGUACCACCUGGCCGGCCAGCCAAACAUCGUGGAGCUCAAGGGCGCCUACGAGGACAAGCAGUCCGUGCACCUCGUCAUGGAGCUCUGCGCCGGCGGGGAGCUCUUCGACCGGAUCAUCGCCAAGGGCAAGUACACGGAGCGCGCCGCGGCCUCGCUGCUGCGCACCAUCGUCGAGAUCGUCCACACCUGCCACUCCCUCGGCGUCAUCCAUCGUGAUCUCAAGCCCGAGAACUUCCUCCUCAGCAGCAAGGAGGAGGACGCGCCGCUCAAGGCCACCGACUUCGGGCUCUCCGUCUUCUUCAAGCAAGGGGAGGUGUUCAAGGACAUCGUGGGCAGCGCCUACUACAUCGCGCCGGAGGUCCUCAAGCGGAACUACGGGCCGGAGGCGGACAUCUGGAGCGUCGGCGUCAUCCUCUACAUCCUUCUCUGCGGUGUUCCUCCCUUCUGGGCCGAAUCGGAGCACGGCACCUUCAACUCCAUCCUGCGGGGGCAGGUGGACUUCACCAGCGACCCGUGGCCGCGCAUUUCGCCCGGAGCCAAGGACCUCGUCAGGAAGAUGCUCACCUCUGACCCCAACAAGAGGAUCUCUGCCGACGAUGUCCUCAAUCAUCCUUGGAUCAAGGAAGACGGAGAAGCGCCGGAUACACCACUGGACAACGCCGUCAUGGGCAGGCUCAAGCAGUUCAGGGCUAUGAACCAGUUCAAGAAAGCCGCGCUAAGGGUCAUCGCCGGAUGCCUGUCGGAGGAAGAGAUCAGAGGGCUCAAGGAGAUGUUCAAGAGCAUGGACUCGGACAACAGCGGCACCAUCACCGUCGACGAGCUCCGGAAAGGCCUUGGCGGCAAGCAGGGUACCAAGCUCACCGAGGCCGAAGUGGAGCAGCUAAUGGAAGCCGCCGAUGCAGAUGGCAACGGGACGAUCGACUACGAGGAGUUCAUCACGGCGACGAUGCACAUGAACAGGAUGGACAGGGAGGAGCAUCUCUACACCGCGUUCCAGUACUUCGACAAGGACAACAGCGGCUGCAUCUCCAAGGAGGAACUGGAGCAGGCCCUGCGGGAGAAAGGACUCCUGGACGGCAGAGACAUCAAAGACAUCAUAUCGGAAGUCGACGCCGACAACGACGGGAGGAUCGACUACAGCGAGUUCGUGGCGAUGAUGAAGAAGGGGAACCCCGAGGCGAACCCCAAGAAGCGGCGCGAAAUCGUUCUGUAGAAAGACGGAGAGCAAGUGCUGGUCUCUCUCUUUCUACCAACCGCCGGCCGUGGCAUCCAGCGAUGCCACGACGGGCUGCGCAUGCACAGACAAACACAUAUAUGCAGACAUAGGUGUCUGCGGAGCACGGUGAACCGAGGAGGCGAGCAGCCAGGGAAGGAAGGAAAGAGGCCUCGCUUGUGUAAACCGUGUGAAGCGAUCGACCAACAGAGGGCCUCUGUGAUGCGCGUUUUCUUUACUUCUUCGUGUGUUGGCCCUGGCUCGUGUUAGAACUGUUUCAUAUUUAUGCUUGGGUGUGGAUUAAUUUGGGGACGGUUCUUGGGUGUUAGCGACCACCUCUCGACGGCGACGAUGACCAUAAGCUGUUUGUUUUCAGAUUUACUGAGAAGGGAGCAUAGAAGCAGCAGCAUAUAUACCGUGGAAUUCGAACUGUACAUUCAGGAAUGGAACGCUCUUGGGCACUCUUCUUUA